Pecten maximus is the source of this 1065-nucleotide messenger RNA. Its product is annotated as phosphatidylinositol-glycan biosynthesis class F protein-like. Gene Ontology annotation, cellular component: endoplasmic reticulum membrane. Bases 20 to 706 code for a protein of 228 amino acids. Lineage: Eukaryota; Metazoa; Mollusca; Bivalvia; Pectinida; Pectinidae. Gene Ontology annotation, biological process: GPI anchor biosynthetic process. The record is from RefSeq and is a predicted model, not a curated record. The transcript is spliced from 5 exons.
GAGAAAACACAAAUUCAAGAUGUCUGCGCCCAUGAAUUUGCGGCUUCCAAACAAAGACACUGUUAAUUUACUUGUCCGAACGCAUUUGGUACUAAUAAUAGUAAUAACUUUGAUUGUUUAUGUUCCAGUGAACACAAAUUUACCCAUUGACAUUGUAAAUGAGUGCCUUACUGCUGUAAAAUCGCUGAUUGUUAUCUUAACGUCAUUUCAAAUCGUAGUGAAUGCAGUCGUAGUUCCUAAGUACGCACAGACUAAAUCUGCCACAUUUAAAGUGAGAAGUGUAUUGAAGGUGUGUAGUGUCCUUAUCAUCGGACCUGUCACCUUCCACUGUGUAGCUGUCCUGUUUGGUGCUCCAUUUAUAAAUUCUGUGGCUGAGACGUUCCACUUUGCCCUGCUGUUGAGUGCUACCACUGUGCUACCCAGUCUGUGUGUGCUAGGUAUACACUUCUCAGCCUGGGUUAGAGUGUACCCUCAAAAUAGUCCAGACCUAGGUGCUGAGUCGAUCCUAUAUAUUUCGUCAGUUGGAAGUGUCAUUGGUGCAUGGCUGGGAGCCUUGCCCAUCCCUCUGGAUUGGGACAGACCCUGGCAGGUGUGGCCAAUAACAUGUGUACUUGGAAACCUGGCUGGCUAUUUACUGGGACUUGGUGUUGGAAUUACUCACCUUUAUCUACAUCAUCACAAAUCUAGGAAAUUUAAACUCACAUGAGACUGUGACCUUCUCACAUGAGACUGUGACCUCACAUGAGACUGUGACCUUCUCACGUCAGACUGUGACCUCACAUGAGACUGUGACCUCACAUGAGACUGUGACCUUCUCACGUCAGACUGUGACCUUCUCACGUCAGACUGUGACCUUCUCACGUCAGACUGUGACCUUAGAGGCCUUGGAGCUGUAUUACAGCACCAACCUGAAACUACAUAUCACUCGGAAUACAAUAAAUUAGUUGUGUAUAAAGUUUGUUGGAGAAGGCUUAAUGGACUGCUCAUGUAUGGACACGAGAUCUCUGUUAAAUAUGUGGUGCUAGAACUGUUACUCUGUACAUUAAACAUUUGUAAUUCUUACAA